Dermacentor silvarum is the source of this 4530-nucleotide messenger RNA. Its product is annotated as lysM and putative peptidoglycan-binding domain-containing protein 4. The coding region runs from base 284 to 1078 and encodes 264 amino acids. NCBI's taxonomy places the organism in Eukaryota, Metazoa, Arthropoda, Arachnida, Ixodida, Ixodidae. The record is from RefSeq and is a predicted model, not a curated record. The transcript is spliced from 2 exons.
GUGUCUGUAUCGAAGCCUAUCCGCAUAUCCUGUCACGAGCCGCCAGCUGGCCAACUGACUGACGAACCGCACCAAAGGCAGAGUGGAUCGAGGAUGGGACCCUGUACGGUGCUUGUAGCGACAAAUAAUUCCUUGUGCCAGCUCCAUUAACAUGCCACCUUCUCACCUACGUGUAGCUUUAACGUUGCGGGACGUUCUUUUUACUUGUACCUUCGGCAUAGGUACCACAGUGAAAAGUGAAGGUAGGGCGCGAUGAUGGUCAUCAGCCUGUUAUCUCCUUGCCAUGGUGUCCCUUCCCAAAAGAUGGUCGCUGUCUAAGCCCAAGAGUCGUCACCGGGGUCCUCGUUAUCACCGAGGCCUCCUGAGGACUAAUUCGGAAGGAGACGAACAACAGGCUUUUAUUUUCGCCGACGGAGACGACGUCGCUUCCGAUGAAGUCGGCUCUUGGGAUGAUGCGACAGAACUCAGACUUCGUGGAGGUCAGAACGGUUCCAAAGACACCGGCGACAGAAACAAAUUUGCGGCUCGAAAGGCUCCGCCUUCGGCAGUGUUUGAGCACCGUAUUGUUGAAGGCGAAACACUGCAAGGCAUUGCACUCCGUUACGGGUGCACGGUUGGUGCCUUGCGACACUUUAACAACCUUCUUAGUGACCAGGACUUCUUUGCCCUCACUGUGAUCAAAGUCCCUGAUCGCAUCCACAUUGCAACGGGACAACUUGUUGACACAAAUGUGCCUGCCGAUGACACCAUCUCUGUGGCCAGUGAUGGUGCAGAGUCGCCGCCGGACAAAGCGAUCCGCUAUUGGAAGAACCUUGACCAUAAAGUGCAAGCAGCCUUGCAAGAGCGAGGUGCGGGAGAUGACGGCAUCCAGAUUGACGAAGUUGAGGACAGCUCCAUCGACCGUCAUGUCUCGCGUCCACAGCCCGAUUCGUCGAGUGGUGCAGACUGUGGCAUAGGAUGGUGCGGGAUAAUUGCUAUUGUUGUCAUUGUUGCAGUGCUCGUGCCAUCUUUCUAUGUUCUGUACAUACUCGUCUACCAAAAGGAAAUUCAUGAUGGAGCUGUGCAGUUGAGAAAGUGAGUGAACUGCAGCGUGGGAGUCGCCAAGGCUGCCUAGUGCAGAAAAUGCAUUUGUGAUGGUGUUCUUGCUCAAGGUGGAGUGACCUGUUGCAUACAGCUUUGCACUGUUGUUGCUGGUAGGGGUAUUCACUGCUUUUACUUUUCUGUUCUCACUCAUUCGCACAACAAGCUGCAUAUGUGGCUAUUUUACUUACCCAUUGGUAUGGAUCAUUGAUAUGAAUAAUGAGUUCGUGAGAGCUUUCUUUUUUUACACACACUGUUUAUUUAAGGCUUUUUUACAAGUAAUGUUCAUACAGUAUGUAAACAAUUGAUAAUGUCCGAAUUACAGGAUGCCAUACACAUACAUAUAUAUAUUUUUUUCUUUUUUCACACAAAGCCUUGAUGUGGUAAAGCCUCGCAAAAGUGAUGAAUGUGCCUUUUUCUUUGAUGUUGGGAAAGCAGCUUAUUGAUAAGCAGGCUUACCACAGGGUGUGCAUUCGUAGUGAGGAUUUUUGUACUUCGAAGGUUGCUGAAUGAAGCCAUUUUAAGAAACGUAGCAUGUAGGCUUUACAAGACGAAACUGCUAUGUGUAGAAUACAUAGUGUUUGCUGAAGUUUUUGAAAUGCCGUUGUUGCAUAAUCUGUACAGAGAAAGAGCUUAAAUACAUAGGAAGAGAUAGGCCUAUUUUGAAUGGUAAUAAAUAAAAGAAGGCAGUUAUUUCUUUCACCUGCUGAAGUGUGUUGUUUUGUGGAUAUCAUUUUGCAAGCUACUCAUUGUAGCAUUUGUUUGUCUUCCAUCGAAAUGCCUCCAGGGGUGCACCAGCUGUAACUGUAUAUUUUGACAAAGCUGGUUAUCUAGUUGAAACCCUUGUGCUCCGUAUAAAAACACAUCUGAGCGUUUUGUGGCGUUUCUGCCAUGUUGGAGGUGCAUUCAAGUUCGAAGGUCUGCUAUAAAGGGUCUGUUUAAGUAAAAAUGUCCAGAAAAGCUGGAACUGCUACCACUUCUCAGCAAAGUCGCUUUGAAUGAUGUGCAUUAUUCACGGUAAUAUUGUCAUAGAUGCGUGAAAGUGUAUGAAGCUUCUUUAGUGCUCUGUUCUGCCUACUGAAAUAUUCCUGGUGCAAAAUAGUACCAGAGUUCAGCGUGUUGGUCAUAUUGACAAGGAAAAGCAGCAUAACUAAUGGGACAAAGGUGAACAAGCACCUUCUGUUGAUAUAUCCUUUACUUUGUGACAUUUUUCACUGUUUUUAUUGCAGUGAUGCAAGAGUGAAAUGGCCUGCACUUGUCAUCACUGAUAGCAUAAAUUAACAGUGUGUGUGAGGAUAUCAUAUUAGGAUAUUGUUAUUUUCAAAUGGAAUUGACAGUCCUGUCAAGGCCCUGUCACAGGUAGAGUGAUUCAAUUUGCUUAGAAGCUCAUCAAUAAUUUUAAAUAACCAAUAAACAAGGUACCAAAAUGGGUAGCUGCUUCAUGUGGCGUCUACGAUGAGUAGAUGACAUCAGAUCCUACACUACCGUCACGUAAACACGCAGAACGCAUGCAAAACACGCAGUACACGUGGUGCUAACGCCGAAAAAGCGAAGCUGACAAUAUCUUCUGGUGACACGUGGAACUUUUCCAGCUCUUUUGAACUAGACUGCGGCGAUUUCAGUGAUUUUAGCGCUGAAGGAUUGCCGUUAGCUUUUGACCUGCCGUUGCGCGAGGCAGCUGUCGUGCUUACCUAAGAUCAGCGCAUUGUACUGUGACAAGACGAAAUGAAGCACCAGUUAUCACGUCUGUCAAAAUGAUGAUUGUCGGCUGUCAUCUCGUAGAAAAAGGAGCCAGCUUCGUCGUUUCUGGGAGAGGUGGCGGUGUAGGGUCUGACGUCACAAACACAGGGUGGCCAGUAAAAAGUCAUACAUUCGUGGGCGUGAGUCGAGUACGCGCAACCAAUCUUUAAAAUUGAUUUUCAAGAAAACUAAAUGACUUGCAGUGAUAGUAUUUGGCACAGAUAAUCAGAGUGCAAAAAAAUAUAUAUAUUCAAAAUUUUAUUAAAGUUAGUGGACUUUGAAAAAUUGCCGGAGUUGCCCUUUAAGGCCACUUUCAGUGAUAAAAUUCUGAACGCCACCUGGCCUGCGAUGGAAACACCUGCAGGCUUUUCGAGCUGUGUUCCUUGCUAUGCUGAACCGUCCGAUCCGCUUGCUCAAUUUCGCUGAUAAUGAGGCUGCUGUGUGCCCAAGAGUCCACAAUCAUGACUUUGCAUAAUGUUUGUCCUUCAAUGAUGCCACCAGUGAAUCUCCAUUUUACACACCCAUAAUAGUACUGGUGCAUGUGUGACUCAGCUGACAAUUAAUUGCGUUGGGUAUCAUUUCAUGCAACUUCAGAAAUGCAGAAAAGCAUGCUAGUUCUUGAACCUAAUUGUUCUGAACACCUUAUGUAACUAACCCCUUAACUGCCAUGGGAAAAUUUUUAAAAAUCAUGAAAAGUGUGCAUUUUUCUAAAACCUCCACUUAUGCCGCUUAAAAAAAAAAGAUAUUCCAGUAAUGCCUACAGCGCUUUUACUGUUCUUGUUCAAAAAGAUAGCAAAAUACACUAUGUAUUUGUGUGUCAAAGUUACAAGCUAGUACAACCUUUGUCAUGUACAGUUAACACGUCAUAGGCAGUUAAAGGUUAAAGAUCUAAAGGCACAACACUGUAGCAACAGGUGUAAGGGCCGAAGCCGGAGCUUUACACAUUGCAUGCUUUUGAGUAACUUGCAUUUCCACCUGUUUCCACUCUUAAGAAAAAAAAAUCACCUUGUUGAAAAAUUUGCAAUGCAGUAUUAAAGCGGUAACUGCACAUUGCUUUCCUGCUUGAGGAAGUGUAUGAAUAAUGCUUUUCAAAGUUACGUCAAAGGUUGAUUGUACACAAGCACCCCAAUUUUAUCUCUUGUUAGAACACUGGUGACAUUGUGUGCAAGAACUUUAAUUUUAUUGCUUGUAUAAUACUGGUGUGACAUGGCUUUUAAAUAUGCAGGGAAAGAUUAACUUUUUGUACAAGCAGGAAACUAGUAGAGAAAACUUGAAAUGAGAAAACUUUAGUUUGGAAGGUCAUGAUACAGUGGUUUUCAAUAAGCUAAAGGUUAUAACUAAAAGAGCAUUCAUGCAGUUAUAAAAUUCGCUGAUACAAUUACACCAAAAGCAUCUCCAUAGAUUGUUAGCACAGAAGACCACCACCUUAUGUAGAAAUGGGAAAGUAGCAGUAUUCAACUUUUAAGAAGAAGCUUUAGCUCGGGCCCAACUCCAACGCGGCCUAUUAACAUACAUGUAAAAUGCAGAAACGCAUUUCUGAGAACACCUGGACCGAUUUUAAUGAAAUUUGUUGCAUUUGAGAGAAAAAGUUAAAUUCUAGUGACUGUUAAAAGCGGAAUUGUGAUUUAGGACCUGAAAAUUUUAAAAAGAAUUUUCAAGAAUUCAAAAGUUCGAAAAAAAUAGAAGUACAAAGUUUACAAAUUAAUAGCU